Messenger RNA from Blastomyces dermatitidis ER-3, 2013 nucleotides. RefSeq names its product 3' exoribonuclease. Bases 314 to 1648 code for a protein of 444 amino acids. Gene Ontology annotation, cellular component: cytoplasmic exosome (RNase complex); nuclear exosome (RNase complex). The record is from RefSeq and is a predicted model, not a curated record. NCBI's taxonomy places the organism in Eukaryota, Fungi, Ascomycota, Eurotiomycetes, Onygenales, Ajellomycetaceae. The transcript has 2 exons. Gene Ontology annotation, biological process: nuclear polyadenylation-dependent mRNA catabolic process; nuclear mRNA surveillance; nuclear polyadenylation-dependent rRNA catabolic process.
CGAAAAUCUACAGCCCAGCUAUUUUAUUGACCUUGGGGCUAUUACUUUGAUAUACACAUUAAACAGCUCUAAUAUCAAGAACAAGACCCAUUCAACUGUAUGACUAUAUGAGAAAAAUAACCACAUUUUUAUAGUUUCAUUAGAAAUUAUUUUAAAUAUCUCCGUCCCGCGCGCAGGGGACAAAGUUUCCGCCCACAGACUGAAAAAACACACACCCAUCCACCCGCAGCGCAUAGCGCAAAGCGCAAGGCGCGCAGUUUCCUCAUAACCGCCGCACACACACAUACUCACACACUUACACACACACACACGCAUGACGACAAUGGCAACCGCCACCGCCACCAGCACCUACUCCUCCUCCACCGCGCAGAUCCCCUCCCUCUCCCCCGCCGAGCUCUCCUACCUGCACACCUCCCUCUCGUACCCGCGCAACCCCGUCCGCACGGAUGGGCGCUCCGCAACGCAGUUCCGCCCGCUGACGGCCGAGACGGAUAUUUUGCCGGGCGCCAAUGGGAGUGCGCGGAUCGGGUUUGCGGACGGGACGCAGGCGAUUGUGGGGGUGAAGGCGGAGGUGGAGAGGACGGUUGUUGGGGGGGUUUUGGAUCGGGAGGGGGGCGAUGUGGUGGGGGAGGGGGAAGGAGAGGGCAAAGCGGGCGGAAAGAGCAGGGGGCGGGGCGGGGAGAGUUCGUGGGUGGAGAUGUCGAUUGAGAUUCCUGGGUUGAGGGAUGAUGAUGCGCUGCCUGUUUUUUUGGCGGAGAUGAUGAGGGAGGCGUUGAUGGUUUCUGGGUCUGGGGAGGGUGAUGGGGAUGCGGAUGGCUCUGGGGGUGGUGAAGGGAUGCCGCAAGGGUUGAAGGGGCGGUUGGUUAUUAAUGGCGGGUGGCAUUGGAGGAUUUAUAUUGAUAUUCUCCUCCUCUCCCCGCCGCUCUCGUAUCCCCUCCCCCUCCUCUCCCUAACAACCCAUCUCGCCCUCCUAUCCACAAAGCUACCCCGCCUCAUCUCCAAGGACGAAGAGGACCCCAUGUUCGAUGACGACUGGGCUGCCGCGGAGUACCUAUACCCGCGACGCCCGUCGCAGCCGCAGAAGCAACAGCAGCACAGAAAAGCAGCAUCAGCAUCAGCAACAAAUACAUCGACAUCGGCAACACCACACCUCCACCCCUUCCGGCCCCCGGUAACCCUCCUCGUAAUCUCCGUCGGCGACAAUAUAAUCUUCGACCCCAGUCGCGAAGAAAUUGCCGUCGCGGAAGCCGUGCUAGCCGUCUCCGUCGGGCGCGAUACCUCCACCACCACCACCACCACCACCACCGAAAACCAAAACGGACCUCCAACCAGCAACCCACUAAAACUGCUCUCCAUCCGCACUAUCGACCCGCCCUCCCGCCUCACGAACCCAGGGAUCCCGAAUUCAGAAAACGCAGCGACGAUUGGGUUUGCGGCUGGUGGUGCUGGUCAGAAUGAGACGACGAGUACGAGCGUGGCCAUGGCGGGGGCAGCGGUUGAUACCGGGGAAGAUGUGGCUGGUGUUUGGAGGCCGAGGCGGGGCGGGGUGAAGAGGGGAGUUGUUUCGAGGAUUGUGGAGAUGGUGCUGAAGAAGGGUGGGGUUGGAGAGGAGGUUAUGGAGGGAUUGGAGGGGGUGGAGGUUGGGUGAAUUCUCUUGGUUUCUUGGAUGGCUAGUUUACGGGCGUUAAGGGGUGUUCAGACUUCUCCUGUUGUUUUUUUUUUUUUUUUUUUUUUUUUUUUUUUUUUUUAUAGAUUUUCAAUUGGCUGAUUCAUUUAUUGUACUGUACGUACCUCGUUAUCGGGUUGAUUAAAAUAAUAGAGGGAGAAAUCGGGUGAAUCAUGUAAAUAAUUCGAUUUGGCUACGUUAGUUAUUUUAUGUGUAUAUCCCCGUGCUUGUAGGAUAAUAGGAACUAUAAAGGAUUCUAUGGAAUGGUUAAGUUGGCUUUUGAGAUAUAGGUAUUUAUCUAAUAAUGGGAGUACAGUAUAAUUAACUAUGCAAAAUAAGGAGCUUAG